AUGGAUACAAUAACAGCAGCUGAAGAAGAAAAUGUAUCCAAUAGUUUAGAAGAAAAUACCACAGCUCUGAUGAAUAAUGUAGUUUAUAAACGACAACAGUCUUAUGAAAAUUUUGUAUCAAAUUUCACUUAUUUAACCCAUGAUGAUAUUGUGAAAAGUGAGGAAAAGAAAUUAUCAAAAAAAGAUAAAAUAGUAGAAGAUAGAAACCCGAUUAAAUCUGAUGAUGUCAACAAAACAUCUAGCUCUACUCAGUUAGAGAUGAAUGAAACAGUACCUAAUGUAAUAAAUGAGGAUGAACUGGAAGAAGAGGCAUUAGGUGAAGAUAUAAAAAUUCAUACUGAUGAGGCAGAAGAAUCAAAUAAAUCCAAGAGAAACUUUACAAAGUUUGAUAAUUUUGUUGAUAAUGAAGAUAAUGAUAAUGAUGAUAAUGAUGAUGAUGCAAGUGAUAUUGGAUCUGGUUAUUUAGCAAGUUUUCAUGAAUCAGAUUUAAAGGCUGAUAGUGAGAUAUUCAAAUCCACAGAUCAAUCAAAACAGACGCAGAAAGAACCAGCUUACAAAAUUGUCAAUCAAAAUUCAGUUCCAUCAGAUCUAGAUUGUGACAUCAAAUUAGCAGAUUGUCCAUUUCAACCUGAUGAAAAUGGAUUCCUCCUCAAUCCUGGGGAAGCUGAAAGGGAGGUAACCUCUAGAGAUUUAAGCAGCCUACAACACACUACAUAUUUAGAAUACUCCUGUAAAUAUGCAGAGUCAGUUGACCAAACAACAGAGACAGUUGAUCAAACAGCAGAAGAAAGUGACAAAAUAGUAGAAGUGAAUACAUUACCAUGUACCAAUGAAGUUGAGGAAUUUAAACUAGAUGUCAACUUUGACUAUGAUAAUAUAGUAUUAACACCGAAAUAUACCCACCAAGAAAUGAACUAUUUAAACAGUUUUCGAGAAAACGCUGAGAAAAGUUCUUAG
Molecule: messenger RNA, 957 nt
Organism: Lottia gigantea (owl limpet)
Lineage: Eukaryota; Metazoa; Mollusca; Gastropoda; Lottiidae
Exons: 6
Coding region: 1-957 (318 amino acids)
Biological process (GO): spermatogenesis; acrosome reaction
Cellular component (GO): 9+0 non-motile cilium; cytosol
Molecular function (GO): intraciliary transport particle A binding
Source: RefSeq, a predicted model, not a curated record